Boleophthalmus pectinirostris (great blue-spotted mudskipper) is the source of this 1273-nucleotide messenger RNA. RefSeq names its product serine/threonine-protein kinase pim-2-like. The record is from RefSeq and is a predicted model, not a curated record. Gene Ontology annotation, cellular component: cytoplasm. Gene Ontology annotation, molecular function: ATP binding; protein serine/threonine kinase activity. The transcript has 9 exons. Gene Ontology annotation, biological process: protein autophosphorylation; regulation of mitotic cell cycle; negative regulation of apoptotic process. Bases 17 to 1273 code for a protein of 418 amino acids. Lineage: Eukaryota; Metazoa; Chordata; Actinopteri; Gobiiformes; Gobiidae.
UUGUGAUUUCAAAACAAUGGUAGCACGGAGACUGUACGUUUUAGAAGAGGACCGCGCGAUCUUGCAAGGAUCCAGGCCGGCCUCGAGCAACUUUAAGGGCGAACCGAGCCUUUUCCAAAACAGGAAAAGGAAAGCCAGUGAUCCAGUCUGUUGCUCUGAGCCCAAAAAGUCGUGUUUUCAAACCUCGACCGAUGGGUUUGGAGGUGAGACACUGCAGGGCGCUCCCAGGACAGACGACCACACUGAAGGCCACAGUCCUUUGGUCGCUCACAGCUUGGACCAACCAAGCAAAACAACAAAAAGGAAAGCCACAGACGCAGGGGACGAAAUCCAUCCCAAAAAAUUUCGUCCUGAAUCCACGAAAAAAAACUCAGAGCAUGAGAGUUUGGAGACGAGGAGGGAGAAAGAGAAGAAAAGCCUGAGUAAAGCAAUGAAGAGAGUGGCUAGAGAUAGAGUGAGUGACUUUGAGACAAAGUACGAGGAGCACGAGGAGCUCGGAGAGGGUUCAUUUGGGUCUGUCUUUUCCGGUGUGCGGAUAUCAGACCAACAACCAGUGGCAAUUAAACACAUCAAACGAGAGGAUGUGGAUUUUGUUCCAGUGACCAUUGAAAAGGAGGUUUACUCGGUCCCUGAGGAGGUGGUCCUCAUGACCAAAGCAGCUCCGAAUUGCCACUCAGUUGGAAAGGACCCCUCGGUAAAUCUUCUAGACUGGUACCUCCAAGACCAGGAGGUAGUGCUGGUCAUGGAGAGACCCACCCCUUCUGAAGACCUGUUUAACUACUGUCUGAAGAACGCACCACUGUCGGAGGACCAAGCAAAGGUGCUGAUGCGACAGGUUGUGGACGCGCUGGUGGACCUUCACGCUAAAGAGGUUUUCCAUAGAGAUAUCAAAAUGGAAAACCUCCUGGUCCAAACCACAGAGUCCGGUUCCCGGAUUCGUAUCAUAGACUUUGGUUGUGGCUGUAACGUCCAAUCAAACCCCUACUACGAUUACAACGGGACAGAAGAAUUUGCUCCUCCUGAGGCCUUCAAGAAUAAAGGUUACCACGCUGGUCCAACCUCAGUGUGGCAGAUCGGAGCUCUACUAUACGAGCUAGUGUGCUCUGAUGAGAAAGAAGAGUUCACCACAGAACGCUGGACCAAGGGAAAACUCAGUCUGAGUGGUGUGUCGCAAGAGUGCUGUCACUUCCUUCAGGCCUGUCUGGCAGUGAACCCAACUCAUCGAAUAAGUUUGGACCAGCUGAGCCACCAUCCGUGGUUCAGUGUAGUUUAA